Messenger RNA from Cornus florida, 870 nucleotides. Its product is annotated as disease resistance protein L6-like. The transcript is spliced from 3 exons. NCBI's taxonomy places the organism in Eukaryota, Viridiplantae, Streptophyta, Magnoliopsida, Cornales, Cornaceae. Bases 1 to 870 code for a protein of 289 amino acids. Gene Ontology annotation, biological process: defense response. The record is from RefSeq and is a predicted model, not a curated record. Gene Ontology annotation, molecular function: ADP binding.
AUGGUGCAACAGCACAAUAGUUUGCAAAAACAGCUUCUUGUUGACACCUUAGAACUGUGUCCUGGCAUUGCUGACGUCAAUAGUGGAAUCAAGAAAGUACUAAUUGUUUUUGAUGAUGUGAAUGAGAGCUCUCAACUUGCUAGUCUUUUGGGAAAGAAUGAUCAGUUUGGCUCUGGAAGCAGAAUCAUAGUUACAACUAGAGACAAACAUGUUUUAAAUGCUCUUGGUGUUGAUGGGUUUUAUAAACCCUCACGUUUGAAUAAUGUGCAAUCUCUUCAACUUCUCAGCAUUCAUGCCUUUAGAAUUAUCUUUCCUCCAGAAGAUUAUGUUAGUAUCUCUAAAAAGAUCGUGUCUGUAACUUUUGGGAUUCCCCUCGCCCUUGAGGUUAUAGGAUCAUUUCUAUCUGACAAAGUUUUAUGGAUAGAUACAUUGAAAAAGUUGAAGAACAUACCGGACUUUGAAGUCCAAAAAAAACUGAGCAUAAGUUAUGAAGCACUAAAUUAUGAGCAACAACAAAUAUUUCUCGAUAUUGCUUGUUUUUUUGUUGGGAUGGAUAAAACAUAUGUAUCUUACAUGUGGGAUGGUUGUGACUACAAUCCAGAGAAGGAAAUAAAUGUUCUAUGUCUAAUGUCUCUGGUAAAAAUAGGAGAUGAUAAUUUGUUGAGGAUGCAUCAUCAACUUAGAGAUCUAGGAAGGGAAAUUGUUCGUCAAGAAAGUUUCAAGAAUCCAGGCUAUCGUAGUAGAUUGUGGAAUCACAAGGAAGCCUUGGACAUAUUGGAGGGACGGAGGGGAACAGAAAAGGUUGAAGCCCUGAGUCUUCACUUUGAAUUAAGGCCUGAAAGGAAGCCUCGCUUUACGAGUGGCAAAUAA